AUGAUGUUGAAGGAGCUCAUUAGUGAUCCGGAGCUUCACACAGUCAGUGCCAUCAUGGUGGAUGAGGCUCAUGAGCGCUCACUUAAUACGGACAUUUUGCUUGGUUUACUGAAGGACAUUUCCCGCAGGAACAAGCAGUUGAAGGUGAUUGUUGCCAGUGCCACGAUCAAUGCUGACAAGUUUAGUAACUUUUUUGAUGGAGCACCUAUAUUUACCGUAAAGGGACGGGUAUUCCCUGUCGAUGUGUCGUAUCUUACAGAACCGAUGGCAGACUACGUGAAGGCCAGUGCUGAAUCUGUGCUCUUGCUACAUGCCACCAGACCCUUACCAGGGGAUAUACUCGUCUUUCUUCCUGGGCAAGAUGAUAUUGAAAACUGCGCUGCAGCAAUUCGUGAAGGUAUAGUCAAUGCUGGUGGCCAACUGCGUCCGUUAAUGGUUCUACCAAUUUAUUCAUCUCUUCCGCCACGAGAGCAGAGACGCAUUUACGAGGUUCCACCACCAAACACACGGAAGGUUGUGAUUGCUACAAAUAUUGCUGAGACAUCAAUCACCAUCGAUGGUGUGGUGUACGUUGUAGACUGUGGUCUUUGCAAGCAAAACUACUAUAAUUAUAAAGCCAUGGUGGAGGAGUUGCGUGUGAUGCCAAUCUCGCAGGCCAGUGCUAUGCAGAGAACAGGUCGAGCGGGACGAACUCAAAAAGGGGAGUGUUACCGUCUGUACACGGCUUACACUUUCCGUAAUGAGCUUCCACAAGAAACCGCUCCAGAAAUUUUGCGAACUUGUAUGAGUUCGGUUGUUCUACAACUAAAGGCACUUGGGAUUGAUAACUUGUUACAGUUUGAGUUUAUUGAUGCACCCUCCACAGCCUCGUUGGAAAGGGCGUUAGAUCACCUUUACCUGCUUGGAGGGAUUAAAUCAGAUGGCCGGUUGACACUUACCGGAAGACGCAUGGCAGAAUUCCCACUGGACCCCUCAUUGAGCAAGUGCAUUCUUCGUGCAAACGCCUUGGGAUGUCUUCGUCACAUGUCCAUUGCCGUGGCGAUGCUUACCCUUGACUCAGUUUUUGUGACAAGCCGGGACGCAAAGGAACGGGCUUCCAUGGCGAGCGCAAGGGAUAUGCUCUUUUCAGCAGGAAACGGUGAUGUCAUGGGGUAUGUGCGGUUGAUGGAGGAGUGGAUGCGGGCCGGUCCUUCAAUGCAGGAGUUUUGUCAAUCCCAUUCGGUAAACAUGAAAAACCUCCUCCAGGCCCGAGAUGUGUUGGAUCAAAUACUGAAAACAUGUGAACGAAUAGGUUUUGAUUUGCCCCGUGGGGAGGAGGAUAUCCCACUUUCUAUGGAAACCUUUACAAAAGCGUUAUUGUCGGGGUUCUUUAUGAAUGUUGCAAAGUUGAAUGUUGACUGCAGGACCUACUUGAUCGUGCGCCCGAUAGAUACCUCUACUAGUCGAAGUGGUUCCAACCAUGCAAAUCUUGGCGCAUUGAACGCUGAGGAAACGGCAAUGGCUGAACUGCACCCGUCGAGUUACCUCUUUCGGGCAGGACUUGCAAAACAGGAUGAGAAGGGCAACAACAAUGGUGGCAUGGCUUUAACAUCUCCCAUUUUACGGGAGAGACCACAGCUCGUUGUUUUUACGCAGCUGCGGUACACGAGUAAACGUUACAUGAUGCACGUGACGGCUAUUCCUUCGGUGGACUGGGUUCUGACGAUGGCACCUGGAAAUUAUUUUACUAAGGAGGAGUUGGAAACCAAAUUGCGCAAGCGUGCACACGAUUAA
Trypanosoma rangeli is the source of this 1773-nucleotide messenger RNA. Its product is annotated as putative DEAH-box RNA helicase. The transcript has a single exon. The record is from RefSeq and is a predicted model, not a curated record. The coding region runs from base 1 to 1773 and encodes 590 amino acids. Gene Ontology annotation, cellular component: catalytic step 2 spliceosome; intracellular anatomical structure. Lineage: Eukaryota; Euglenozoa; Kinetoplastea; Trypanosomatida; Trypanosomatidae. Gene Ontology annotation, molecular function: RNA binding.